Messenger RNA from Cylicocyclus nassatus, 476 nucleotides. Lineage: Eukaryota; Metazoa; Nematoda; Chromadorea; Rhabditida; Strongylidae. The record is from the annotation of a GenBank genome assembly.
GUUUUAGAAUGAAAGUAGUUCUCGUGCUUUUCGUCUUCGCGGCAUCUAGCAUGUCGCAGGAGCUGUGGAACCAAUAUCCGGAGAAUGGCAACUACAUCGUUCCAUACAAGUUCACCGGCACCUAUAGUUCUGAAGAGCGCUCGAUGAUCACGGCGGCUAUGCAGAAGAUUGCUGGCAACACUUGUGUCGAAUUCAGACUUCGCACGAACGAAGACGAAUUUGUCGAGAUAAUCAACAAAGAAGACGGGUCAUGCGGUGCAAAUGUAGGAAGAAUUGGGGAGAAUAGGAUAUAUCUUGAAUCGAACAAUAAUGUAAACUGCAUGGAUGCGAAAACCAUAAUGGUAAACCUACUACAUAGUUUGGGGCUGAGUCGCGAGAAUCAGCGAGUGGAUAGAGACAAAUACAUCAACGUGCAUUUCGAAAAUAUGGCAGAUCCAAAUCUGCGCUUCUUCCUAGCAGAGAGAGAUCCAAAAUAA